GUUGCCGGGUAAAGAGGGUGGGGGAGGACCUUUGGCCUUCUCGCUCUAGUCUGAGGCUUAGGCUUCUUCCUGUCAGCAUCUGGGGCUCCAGUCAACUCCAGUAGACUCCAAGUGGCAAGUGCUAGUGAGUGUGAGCGGCGUAGCACGUGGGCCAUUCUCUGCUGAAGCCCUCUGGGGAAUUGGAGGAAUCACACCUGGUUUCCUUCAAUCCAAGCCUAGCAGGUGAAGAGGAGCCAGGGCCCCAGGAGGAAAGACAGAAGUGUGGAUCUUUCCCACCCAGAACAGCCUGUCCUGGUCAGCACCCUCUCAAUGGCAGGAAGGACAACUCAGAAGAGCCACGAGACUGAGUCCAGUGCCUUGAUCUCUCGGAGCCUCGUGUUGGGGGAGGACCCAGGACACCUGUUCCAGCAACCGCAGGCCACCAGUUCACAGGACCAGGAGCCACUCGGCUCUCCCAGCCUCUCUGAGCCGGGUUCAGAAUACCUGCCUUUCUUCCACAUUCCUGAGCAGCCCCUGGCUAUGGAGGAGCUGGCUCAGCAGGUUGAACUCCGCCCGGGACACAAAGCUGGCAGGAGCUGCAGAGAGGGUCUGUUCCUCGAGGAGUCAGCGCCACCCAGUGGCUUCUUCCCGUACUACCGCUCUCAGGAAGAGCUGCUCAACUGCACCACCCCUCAAGGCUGCUGGUGUCUGGGCACCAGAGACCGCUUUCCUGGAAGUGGGGCACUGGAUGGCUGCUGCAAGUGUGCUUUGGCAGGGCCUGACCUCCUCUCUGGCUUUUCAUCCUCACCAGCCUGCUGCCACUUCCUGGGAGGGUUCAUGCCUGACGGCGACCAGGAUCUUCCCCUCUCUGGGGACCGUGCUCUUGAUGCUUCAGGAUUUGUACCAUACUACAGAAGCCCUGAAGAGGAGCUUCACACCAGCCCGGUGCCUCCCUCCUCUGUGCUGGGGAGCUCGAGGGAGCGGCCCCAACCUGGCGCUGCCAGCCUGUGAGGAUGCAUGGCGAAAGCCGCAGGGACUUCUGGGAGUGAACUUGCCAGUCGGGUGAGGGACAGAGAGAACUGGAGCUGAGGAUUCCACGGCUCAGUCCAUUUGCCCUGGGACCAUUCGUCCUUCCUGGGGCAGAAAGAGGUCUUUUAUUAGAUCACCAGUGUGUGUGUGGGAAUCCUCUCAUCGCCACAGAGGCCCAUAAGAAGAACGCCCCCCCCCCACUUCAAACCUUUUCAGUGCCCGAUGACCUGAUCUUCCACUCUGGAACACACUCCCCCCACCCCAAACACACACACACACACACACACACACACACACACACACACACACACACACGGCUGGGCUCACCUUUCUCAUUGCAGCAGGAGAGGCCUGUGCCACAUUCAGCUACCCAACGCCACCCCCGGAAAUCAACCAUCCUGCCCCAUCUAUCCCACUUUAUUCUCCUAGGCGGAAAGUCUGCCUGAUGAGGUGUGGGGGUGGGCACCACAAACGUGACUGCAGAGGGAUUCCUGCUGUGCCCCCCAUUAGAACCUCAUUUGUCCUUCCGUAGCUUGUCACAGGCCUGGACACAGGGAGCAGGGGCCUCCUGGACAACUUGGAGGUACACACCCCCGAAGCUGGCUUCGUAAAUAAAUCCUGUGGGCAUGGGUGCCUUACUACCUCA
Molecule: messenger RNA, 1654 nt
Organism: Peromyscus leucopus (white-footed mouse)
Lineage: Eukaryota; Metazoa; Chordata; Mammalia; Rodentia; Cricetidae
Exons: 3
Coding region: 310-990 (226 amino acids)
Source: RefSeq, a predicted model, not a curated record